AUGGCGUGGCGAUGCACAGGUAGCUCUAAUGAAGAGCUGCUUACCAAUAUGAAAGCCGUAGGUAUCAUACGCUCAUCGAGGGUACUGGAGGCCAUGAAAUUGGUUGAUCGUGCAAACUAUGUACCUUCAGUUACGCGCCGGCAUGCCUAUCAGGAUGCACCUCAGAGUAUCGGAUACAACGCAACCAUAUCUGCACCACAUAUGCAUGCAUUUGCUGCAGAAAUUUUACUUCCAUACUUAAGCCAAGGCUGCUCGGUAAUGGAUGUGGGGUCUGGGUCAGGCUACCUCCUCGCCACUCUCCAUCACCUUUUACCCCCUUCAGAUCGCAAGACUCACAUUGUAGGAGUAGAGCACAUCCAGGAGCUUGUUAGUGCGAGUAUCGAAAAUUUGAAACGCGAUGGGUUGGAACGUGAAUUGGGAAAUGGCCGCAUCGUAGCGAUGCAGGGAGAUGGGCGCAAAGGUUGUCCAGAAUUUGCACCAUAUAGUGCUAUCCAUGUUGGUGCCGCUGCUCCUUGCAUACCUGAAACCCUUGUUCAGCAACUUGCUUCACCGGGCCGUUUGAUUGUGCCCGUUGAUCGUCCUACGAGCAAUUACCAGGACCUCUAUCAAAUCGACAAGAGCGUCGAUGGCAAGGUCGAAAAAAAGAUACUUUUCGGAGUCAUGUAUGUCCCUCUGACCAAUGCCGAGGAACAAUGGUCCAAGUAG
Molecule: messenger RNA, 705 nt
Organism: Malassezia restricta
Lineage: Eukaryota; Fungi; Basidiomycota; Malasseziomycetes; Malasseziales; Malasseziaceae
Product: protein-L-isoaspartate(D-aspartate) O-methyltransferase
Exons: 4
Coding region: 1-705 (234 amino acids)
Biological process (GO): protein modification process
Cellular component (GO): cytoplasm
Molecular function (GO): protein-L-isoaspartate (D-aspartate) O-methyltransferase activity
Source: RefSeq, a predicted model, not a curated record